Nicotiana attenuata is the source of this 1119-nucleotide messenger RNA. RefSeq lists its product as uncharacterized. The coding region runs from base 1 to 1119 and encodes 372 amino acids. The transcript has a single exon. The record is from RefSeq and is a predicted model, not a curated record. NCBI's taxonomy places the organism in Eukaryota, Viridiplantae, Streptophyta, Magnoliopsida, Solanales, Solanaceae.
AUGCAAGUUAAUCACCAACAAAGCAAUUCCCCUAACCAGGGCUCAGGGGAUUUGCAGCAUGCUCUGGAAGGUGCCGCAUCCUUUGGCUUUAGCAACAUGCAUGACAUGAACCAACAAGUGUUGUCUCUAGAUGCUAUCGAAACCAGUAGACUUAAUGUGUAUGAAGCUUAUAAUGAGAGGUCAGAUGAUGUAGAAGAAGUCACUGUACGUCGUGAAGAGAAACCGCCAGUUGUGUAUCGGCGUACAAGAUGGAAGAUGAAUAAAGAGAAACAGCCUGUUGUAUACAGUCGUAUGAAAUGGACGGAUGAGAUGGUUAAGCUUUUGAUCACUGCUGUUUCUUACAUCGGAGAAGAUGUUUGGUCCAAUGGGAUAUUCCCAAAGAAAGGUAAAUGGAGGGCUAUUUCCAAUGCUAUGGCUGAAAGAGGUCAUCAUGUCUCACCUCAGCAGUGUGAGGAUAAGUUUAAUGAUCUGAACAAAAAGUUCAAGAGACUGAAUGAUAUUCUUGGGAGAGGCACUGCAUGUUGUGUUGUGGAGAACCCUGGCCUUAUGGAAAUGAUGGACCUGACUCAUGAUGCGCAGGAGGAAGUGAAGAAGCUUUUAAGUAGCAAACAGUUGUUCUAUCAAGAAUUGUGUUCAUACAACAACCAAAAUAGAUUAUUCCUUCCAGAUGAUCGGGAACUCCAGCAAUCCGUGCUGUUGUCUCUCAAACGUAAGGACAGGUAUGAGCCUGAAUAUGUCGUGCAGGAUAUGCCUGCAAAGAGAAAGAUAGUCGGGGAAGAAAGAAUUUCCAGUGUGAUCUGUGCAUUCAUUAAUUCAGAUUGUAAUGUGCUUAAUCCUAACAGCAAUGGGAUUCAUGAUUAUACUAACAAUGAUGAGGCAGAGACAUUGCAGAAUGAGCAGCAGAUUAUGCAUCAGUUACUGCAGUUGGAAGAACAGAAGUUACAAAUUCAGGCCCAAAUUCUGGAACUGGAGAAGCAGAGAGUCAAGUGCAUGAGGUUCCGCCGGAGAGAAGACAGGGAGCUACAAGAACUGAAGCUGGAAAAUAAGGCUAUGAUGCUUGAGAAUAAGCGCAUGGAGCUUCAGCUCAAGCGCUGUGAAACAAGUCUUCAGACUGAAUAA